UGAGCACAAGAACAAAACAGUAACCACAAAAUCUAAAGCGCCAAACAUUAUCAACAAGAGAGAAAUUUCUUCUCACAAACUCCUCACAAUCCUCUUUCUAUUACACUGCACGUGCAUUCAAAAUGAAUGCACCAGCUUUCAUCCUAACCCAAAUGCUUCCUUCUUCUCCUUUUCAUCACCACAAGUUUCACUUCUCCGCUCAAAAACCUCUGCCUUCAAAGCCCAGCAGUGCCAACCGGAAAAUUUCUUCCAUCCCAAGAAGAGCAUGUCUAUAUAGUUUCAAUUUUCACAGUUUUGGGUUUAAAAAGUGUAGAGUUAGGAGCUCAGAGAGUGAACAAGUGAAUCAAGUUGAAGAACGAGAGCAGAAGCAGAAACAAAAGCAGCCAGUGGAGAAGAGGGCUUACCCUUUCCAUGAAAUAGAGCCCAAGUGGCAGCGUUAUUGGGACGACAAUCACACUUUUCGAACUCCUGAUGAAAUUGACACCUCUAAGCCUAAGUUCUAUGUACUUGAUAUGUUCCCUUAUCCCAGUGGCUCUGGGUUACAUGUUGGGCAUCCUCUUGGAUAUACCGCCACAGACAUUCUUGCUAGGUUCAAACGUAUGCAGGGUUACAAUGUUUUGCACCCAAUGGGAUGGGAUGCGUUUGGUUUGCCUGCUGAGCAAUAUGCAAUUGAGACGGGAACACAUCCAAAAAUUACAACAUUGAGGAACAUCAACCGCUUCCGAUUCCAGCUUAAAUCAUUGGGAUUCUCAUAUGACUGGGAUCGAGAAAUUUCUACUAUUGAACCAGAAUAUUAUAAAUGGACCCAGUGGAUCUUUCUUCAGCUAUUGAAGAGAGGAUUGGCAUAUCAGGCUGAGGUACCAGUCAAUUGGUGCCCUGCUCUUGGUACGGUUUUGGCCAAUGAGGAGGUGGUAGAUGGAGUGAGUGAGCGUGGUGGUCAUCCAGUUAUAAGAAAGCCAAUGAGGCAAUGGAUGCUCAAGAUUACUGCUUAUGCUGAUCGCCUCCUUGAAGACUUAGAUGCUCUUGACUGGCCUGAAAGCGUAAAAGAGAUGCAAAGGAACUGGAUAGGGAGGUCUGAAGGGGCUGAGAUGGAUUUUCAUGUUCUUGAUGAGGAUGGAAAGGAAAGGGAUAUAAAAAUUACUGUUUAUACCACGAGGCCUGAUACCAUCUUUGGUGCAACAUAUUUAGUUGUGGCACCGGAACAUUCUUUACUUUCAUCAUUAGUGUCUGAUGCCCAGAGCAGAAGUGUGGAAGAAUACAAGGAUCUUGCCUCACGUAAGAGUGAUCUUGAGAGGACUGAGCUUCAGAAGGAAAAAAUUGGGGUCUUCAGCGGCUGCUAUGCAAGGAAUCCGGCUAACGGGGAAUCAAUCCCAAUAUGGAUUGCAGAUUAUGUUUUGGGAAAUUAUGGGACUGGAGCAAUUAUGUCAGUACCUGCACAUGACACUCGUGACUAUGAAUUUGCCACUAAAUAUGAUAUUCCAGUUCGUUGGGUUGUGAAACCAGAUGGUGAAGAUUCUUGUUAUUCAGGAAUGGCUUAUGCAGGUGAAGGCACUAUACUGAAUUCCUCAAAUUCAACACUGGGCCUUGACAUUAAUGGCUUUCCUAGCAAAGUAGCAGCUUCCAAAGUCAUUGAAUGGGCUGAAAAAACUGGAAAUGGGAAGAAAAAGGUGAAUUACAAGUUGAGGGAUUGGCUUUUUGCUCGGCAGCGUUAUUGGGGGGAACCUAUCCCGGUUGUUUUCUUGGAGGAUACUGGUGAGGGUGUUCCACUUCCUGAAGCUGAUUUGCCCCUUAAAUUACCCGACUUGGAUGAUUUCACUCCCACAGGGACGGGAGACCCGCCACUGUCAAAAGCUGUUUCUUGGGUUAAAACUACAGAUCCUUCAUCUGGAAAACCUGCCAGAAGAGAAACAAGCACUAUGCCACAAUGGGCUGGUUCUUGCUGGUACUAUUUGAGAUAUAUGGACCCAAAAAAUUCCGAAGAGUUAGUUAAUAAGACAAAAGAAAUGUAUUGGAGUCCAGUUGAUGUCUAUGUUGGUGGUGCUGAACAUGCUGUUCUCCACUUGCUUUAUUCAAGAUUCUGGCACAAGGUGCUUUAUGACAUCGGUGUUGUGUCAACCAAAGAGCCCUUCAAGUGUGUCAUAAACCAGGGAAUCAUUCUUGGGGAAGUUCAAUAUAUGGCCUGCAAGGACCCAGAUGGAAACUAUGUGUCUGCAGAUUCUGCUGAUGCAUUGGGUGAACUUCAUAAAGAAAUAAUUCCUGAGGAGAAGGUGAUGAAAUCUGGGGAUUCCUUUGUGCUGAAAGAUGAUCAUAAUAUUAGUUUGAUUGCCCGUGCUCAUAAAAUGAGUAAAAGUAGGGGAAAUGUUGUCAAUCCUGAUGAUGUUGUUUUCGAGUAUGGUGCAGACUCUCUUAGGUUAUAUGAAAUGUUCAUGGGACCAUUUAGAGACUCAAAAACAUGGAGUACUAGUGGUAUUGAAGGUGUAUAUCGAUUUUUGGGAAGAACUUGGAGGCUGAUUGUUGGUCCACCUUUACCUAAUGGUGCUUUUAGAGAUGGAACAGUGACAAUUGAUGAUGAACCAACUUUCAAACAACUACGUACUCUACAUAAAUGCAUAGCAAAGGUAACAGAGGAAAUUGAAGGGACACGGUUCAACACUGGAAUUUCUGCAAUGAUGGAGUUCACUAAUGCUGCGUAUAAGUGGGAUAAACUUCCAAGGUCAAUUAUGGAAGCAUUUGUUUUGUUGCUCUCACCGUAUGCACCUCACAUAGCUGAGGAGCUUUGGUUUCGAUUAGGUCACGCAAAUUCAUUGGUAUAUGAACCAUUUCCUGAGGCUAAUCCUGCUUACCUGAAGGAUACUUAUAUAGUCCUACCAGUUCAGAUAAAUGGCAAGACAAGGGGUACCAUACAGGUUGAAGAAGGAUGUUCAGAGGAGGAUGCUUUCAGAUUAGCUUCACAGGAUGAGAAACUCUCCAAGCAUCUGGAUGGAAAAUCUAUCAAGAAAAGAAUCUUUGUUCCAGGAAAAAUACUAAAUGUUAUUUUGGGUUCUCAAAAUGUUAAGGCAGGUGUCCGAUAGUCCAUCUAAUCACAUUGGAAUUAGGUUGCAAGUCAUUUUAAAUUGGAAGAGUCAACUAUGAGUUCAAUCCUACUACCAGUGAUCUAUGGAAUCUGUGCUUCAAAUUGAAUAUAAUUCUUUAGGAGAGGCAAGUAUGCAGCGUGACGUUUUUCACUGAAUUGGAUGGCCACAACUGCAUCUAGAGGAUGGUUUCAUUCAAGAUAGAAGAGUGGCAGCAGAAACACUUUACUAAUUAUAUACCUCAAGGGACUUACAGUUUGAUUUUUGGAGUGGAUAUCAGGAUAUGUAAAAGAUUUUGUUGGAUUCAUUUGUUCUGGUAAUGCACCUGGUUGAAACAA
Hevea brasiliensis (rubber tree) is the source of this 3409-nucleotide messenger RNA. RefSeq names its product leucine--tRNA ligase, chloroplastic/mitochondrial. NCBI's taxonomy places the organism in Eukaryota, Viridiplantae, Streptophyta, Magnoliopsida, Malpighiales, Euphorbiaceae. The transcript is spliced from 20 exons. Gene Ontology annotation, biological process: leucyl-tRNA aminoacylation. Gene Ontology annotation, cellular component: cytosol. The record is from RefSeq and is a predicted model, not a curated record. The coding region runs from base 123 to 3071 and encodes 982 amino acids. Gene Ontology annotation, molecular function: aminoacyl-tRNA deacylase activity; leucine-tRNA ligase activity; ATP binding.